This is a messenger RNA of Hydatigera taeniaeformis, 1704 nucleotides long. The record is from the annotation of a GenBank genome assembly. Lineage: Eukaryota; Metazoa; Platyhelminthes; Cestoda; Cyclophyllidea; Taeniidae.
AUGUAUGGUUCCGGUGACAACUACUUCGGCACAUUGAUUCCAUCGAUGCCAUACGAUGUUGGAGAGGGUCGGAAUCUGAUAUCGUCAGCUUCACCGCGCGCAUCUCAGCCGACACCACCGACGCAUAUUCCCGUUGACUUUGCUACGGCCUUGGCUCUGGCGGCGGCUUCAGCCGCAGCAAACAAUGGUAGCCUGAAUGGUGUCAACAAUAGUGGGAACAAUGGUGAAGCUAUUGAUGGGGAAAAAAUAAACUACUGUUCGAUCCCACCAGCAGGACUAAACGAUUAUCCGGCAAAUUGCUAUCCUCCUCCCCAGUCGACUUCUCCGGCUGAAUACAACGCAAUGUACCUCUCCCGAGGGACCGCAGGUGGUGGGAAUAGCACCUUUUAUCCUGGGCAUUCAUGGCCCUAUCAAAACGCACACCAGGAUUGUGACCCUGUUUACCAUCACGCUGCGGGGAGUGGAUUCGCCACAGGUGAUGCCCUUCAGGCUUCACCUUACAGUGCUCAAUUCGGCGAACGCGUUGGGCUAAAUGCUUCUCCCUACAUGAUGUACUCUAAUGGAAUCGCUGAUGACCUUGUUGAGCGAUUUAAUUGCGUCAGUUUGAACGAUGCCGUUGCGGCACAGCAACCUUACAUCUACCCCACAUCUCCGCUACAUCAAAGUGACCCACUAGUUGACAGUCAGUGGCAACAUUUUGUGGGGAAGGACCGUAACGGCUUCGCCGUCAUGGGACCAGGAGUUGGUCGGUUGGCUGAUCGUUAUCAGCAUGAUAGUGGUUGUUCGGGUGUCUCUCUCAACGGUGACGCCCAUCGUAAUUGGGCUCUCGGUAGUGUUAAACUUGGCAAUAGCCCUGCUGAUGCUUGUAACUGGCCCGGUACUAAGCGGUCACUCCACUUUACGCCAGGUGAUGUUGCUACUGUAAUGGGAAAUCCGGACACCUCUGGAGAUAUGAUGGGAUUCAGCUUCAGGCACAAUCGGCACCGCCCUCGAGUACAGAAGAACGGGGAGCGACCCGUUCCCUGCGCUCCUCGAGGAAUCAUCAGGGACGGUGUGUAUGAACGUCUAGCCGAUUCCAGUGCGAGCAACUUAGAAGAAGCAAUGAAUAAGCCUUCCGGUAUCAACAGUACUGGGGACUCUCUCCAAACUCGUCUCAUGCGUCAAAUCAAUCCACCGACCUUCAAUACCAACCCCUCGAGGGCUCGUUUCUUUGUUAUUAAGUCUUUCUCGGAGGACGACAUCCAUCGCUCCAUAAAAUAUUCUAUCUGGUGCUCAACAGAGGCAGGCAACAAGAAGCUGAAUGCAGCUUACACAGAGGCUGCUAAUGCUGGAGUGCCUAUCUAUCUGUUCUUCUCAGUCAACGGAUCUGGUCACUUCUGCGGAAUCGCAGAGAUGACCUCAGGUGUGGACUACGCAACCCGAGCGGGUGUCUGGGCGCAGGACAAGUGGCAGGGUCAAUUCUCAGUCAAAUGGAUAUAUGUCAAGGAUGUGCCAAACGUGGUGUUGAGGCACAUCCAUCUCGAAACCAAUGACAAUAAACCGGUCACGCAUUCGAGGGAUACUACCGAGGUGCCCUUAGAACAUGGACAGGAGGUCUUGGAGAUAUUUGCCAAAUAUGACAACGCUACCUCCAUUUUGAACGACUUUGACUACUAUGAGCGGAGGGAGCAGCAAGAGGUAACCGCUAUCAGACUUCCAGUCUAA